CGAGCUUCCAACGGUGAAGCUGAUACUCUAUUGAGUCUACUACAUACAAUUUAUCUUUGCUCUUGUAUUACCAUGCCUGUCAAAUCAGUCCCCCUCCGCAAAUUGGGGAAGAAUGGCCCCAAUAUCCCAGCUUUGGGCCUUGGGUUGAUGGGAAUGUCCGCUGGAAUUUAUGGCACACCUCCUAACGAUGAGGAGCGAUUUAAACUCUUGGAUCGCGCAGCUGAACUCGGGGAAACCUUUUGGGAUACUGCAGACAUCUAUGGCGGCAACGAAGAAUUGUUAGGCAAAUGGUUCAAGCACUCUGGAAAGCGAGAUUCCAUCUUCCUUGCGACGAAGUUUGGAAUUCUUAUGGAUGGUAUGCAGUUCAAGGGGAUCAACAGCUCUAGCGAGUACUGCAGGCAGCAGUGUGAGGCGAGCCUCAAGAAACUAGGCACUGAUAGGAUUGAUCUAUACUUCGCCCAUCGUGUUCAUCCUGAGACGCCUAUUGAGGAGACGAUGCGAGCACUAUCUAAAUUAAAAGCAGAAGGCAAAAUCAAACACAUUGGGUUGUGCGAAGUGAGCUCGGCUACCCUUCGCCGUGCCUAUAAGAUCGCGCCGGUCGCUGCGGUCCAGAUGGAGUACUCACCAUUUGUACUUGAGAUAGAGCGAGAAUCUGGCACCAAUCUUCUGGACACCUGCCGGGAGCUCGGAGUCGCCAUCGUAUGUUCCUCGCCGCUUGGACGAGGUUUGCUCACAGGAGCAUUCAUGAACAGGGAGUCGAUCACUGGUGCGGAUGAUAUCCGUGGAAGUUACUUCCCUUGGUUUAGCGAGGAGCAUAUGGACGCAAACGCUAAGCUUGUCAGCCAGUUCAAGGCCUUUGCAGACAAGAAAGGGUGCACACCGACGCAACUAGCGAUCGCCUGGAUUCUCAAACAAGGCGACGAUUUCUUCCCGAUCCCUGGAACUAAGAAGAUUAGGUAUCUAGAGCAAAAUUGGGGUUCUCUUGAUAUCAAUCUUAGCGAUAAUGAAGAAGCGGAGAUUCGAAAGUUUGUCGAUAGUGCUGAGGUAUCAGGCUAUCGAUCCACACCUGGAUCCCAGGCUUUCGCCUUUGUAGAUACCAAGGAGGAGGCUUAG
Lindgomyces ingoldianus is the source of this 1113-nucleotide messenger RNA. Its product is annotated as putative aldo/keto reductase. NCBI's taxonomy places the organism in Eukaryota, Fungi, Ascomycota, Dothideomycetes, Pleosporales, Lindgomycetaceae. The record is from RefSeq and is a predicted model, not a curated record. The transcript is spliced from 4 exons. Gene Ontology annotation, cellular component: cytoplasm. The coding region runs from base 73 to 1113 and encodes 346 amino acids.